Molecule: messenger RNA, 1945 nt
Organism: Puntigrus tetrazona (Sumatra barb)
Lineage: Eukaryota; Metazoa; Chordata; Actinopteri; Cypriniformes; Cyprinidae
Product: ubiquitin carboxyl-terminal hydrolase 47-like
Exons: 12
Coding region: 176-1807 (543 amino acids)
Biological process (GO): protein deubiquitination
Cellular component (GO): nucleus; cytosol
Molecular function (GO): cysteine-type endopeptidase activity; cysteine-type deubiquitinase activity; GTP binding
Source: RefSeq, a predicted model, not a curated record
AGUAAAACUAGGACUGUCAGGUGCCUGGCGAAACAUAAUAUCUUAGUUUUAAAUUACUUGCUGUACUUUAUUAAACCAUAAAGGCAUAUACAUUGUGUCCUAUAGCUUAUUCGUAGGAAUAUACUCGGUCUUCCAGAAGAAAAGACGAGGUCCAGCUGAGUUCUGUGAUAUACGAAUGAAGAGUAAGAAAAGCAUCCUACACCAUGUCAGAAUGUCCACAAACAGAAAGAAGACCAAGACCCCCAGAAAACCCACAGCCUUCGAGUGUUCACCUGACAUUUAUGACAAGAGCGAAGUCCAGUAUAAUGGCCUGAAAAAUCAAGGUGCCACCUGCUACCUAAACGCAGUAUUGCAAUGUCUAUUCAUGACCCCAAAAUUCAGAGAGGCAGUAAAGAGCUAUAAAGUCCCUGCAGAUAGUGGUGAAGAAAAUCUGUUGCUACAGCUACAAAAGCUGUUUAGACAGAUGUCAAAAAACUCAGCCACAACUGAAGGAAUAACCACGAGUCUUGGCAUAAAAAAUGUUUUUGAGCAAAAAGAUGCAGUGGAGUAUUAUCGGAAGAUUGUAAAAUCACUGGAAAUUUCUAAGGUAUUUGAAGGAAAAAUGAGCAAUGUAACAAAAUGUGGCAAAUGUGACCAGGAAACCACAGAACCCAGCACCUUCAUCUCAAUACUUCUGUCUAUCGAUGCUGGAAAUUAUAAGAAUUAUGAUUUGGAAGAGGGUCUGAAAAAAUUCAUCAAGCAUUCAAAACUAGAAGAAGAUGACUGGAUGUACUGUGAUAAAUGUGACUGCAAAACAGAAACAGAAACUUGGAGUAAAAUCGAUGAAUAUCCCUCUGUUCUCACUCUGCAUCUGAAGAGGUUUGACUUUGAUUACAUGCAGAUGAGAUACAAGAAGAAUGAGUGUUGUCUGGAUGUACCUCUAAGUCUACCUCCAACUACCUCCAAUGGGGAUAAUAGGCCUAAAUAUGAUCUUUAUGCCGUUAUUAACCAUAAGGGUGGAUACAGUGGAGGACACUAUGAUGCAAUCAUCAGAUCUUAUGAAAAUGGAAUAUGGUACCGCUUUGACGACUGCACUGUAACACAGACUUCUGAAUCAUCACUGACGAACUCAAGCCUACCAUACAUGCUGAUGUACAGAAAAGUGUUAAGCCCUGGCAGCGUUCCACGUCCUCUAAGGAUUCUUCUAAUAGGGCCUUCCAGAUCUGGGAAAAGUACAGUAGGCAACAUCAUCCUUGGUGGAGAUUACUUUCCUUGGGAAAAUGGAUCAGAGACUGUGACAAAAGAGUCUAUGGCGAAGACAGUGGAGAAGGUCACUGUAGUGGACACUCCAAAUCUCUUUUCCCACAGAUUACGCUGGGCCAAAGAAAUAGAGAGGUGCGUUAAGCUAUCCAAUCCUGGCCCCAACGUGAUUCUCUGGGUCAUGCCGAUAUCCAAAUUCAGCGAGCAACAACUAGGCCUUUUUUACACCUUCAGAAAACAAGUAGCUUCAGGGGCCACAAAUCACACGAUGAUUAUCUUCACACAUGGCAAAGAACUAAAAAAUCUUGGGCAAUCAAUUGACACGUUCAUUUCGAAACGCAGCAAGCUCCAAAAAGUGAUCCGUACUUGUCAGAACAGGUACUGUGUCGUUGACAUCACUGAUGGUCACAAUUACUCCUCAGAACUGCUUGAAAAACUGGGUGAGAUGGUGACAUCAGAGGAGCUUCCUGUAAUUUUGAAAAAACAGUGUGGUGCACUAAAAAGAAAGCUUUCUGGAGAUGAAGAAAAAAGAACGAACAAAAAAGACUUCUCCAUCAGCAGACGAUGAGAAACAUUUGUCUCAUUUAGUUUCUUGCAAACAUGACAGCUCAUACAAAGCGUUUUAAAAAGUAAAAAUGCAUAAAGUUUGCAAGAAUGUGUGCGUUUGCAUUGGUAAAAAAAUAAAUAAAUUAAAAACUUAAAGGAA